Molecule: messenger RNA, 3399 nt
Organism: Callorhinus ursinus (northern fur seal)
Lineage: Eukaryota; Metazoa; Chordata; Mammalia; Carnivora; Otariidae
Source: RefSeq, a predicted model, not a curated record
GCAGGCGCUACAGCCACAGAAGUAUCCCCAGGAACAUCCCCGGGAGGAGCUGGAAAAAGCCUCAUCUCCAGCUCCACGGUCUCCAGGAGUUGCUUCAUCUGUCAAGCUGGGAGCUUCAUGUCUGCUUGUCCCACCUCACUGUUGAUGUGAAGCUCAAAUGUAGCGGCAGGAAAUAAUAGAAACGAGCAGGGGGCAGCAGGGAAGCGCCUGUAAAAAGCCUAAAGCACCAUAGGGAGAGGUGACCACGUUCUCUGGUGAGUCUGAAGGCAGGAAUGUUUGUGCAGCCAACGCUGGAGUGUUUACUCCAUGCCAGACACGGGGUGACUAGCAUGAGGGGGGAUUCCAAGAAGUGUCAGAGUUCCUCCCUUCUGGUAGUUUCCAGGGUUAGUAAAUACUGAGUAAAUACUUGAAUACACUUGAAAUGGUAUCUAGAAGCGCAAGAUUGAAAUGAUGUAGGACAGACAAGGAAAUAGAAGAAUAGGCCAGAUUCGAGGGCUCUAGGAGUUCAGAGGGACGAGCUCCUCUCAGGCCUGGAGAGGAGGGGUCGGCCAGGGAGGAACUGGGGCAGGAUGAAUUGAUCUCCAGAAGUGACACUGCUUUUCCACCCUCAGCAGAGGAGGAACCCAUGCUGGAACGUCGCUGCAAGGGCCCCCUGGCCAUGGGCCCGGCCCAGCCCAAGGUCUCUGGGCCCUCCCAGAAGUUGCCCCAGACCCUGGAGAAGGAGCCCCAAGGGCUGAGGUUACAAGGCACUUCCGUGGCCCAGUCGGGCAGCCAAGCCCCCAGUAGGGCCCAUCGCUGUGCCCACUGUCGAAGGCAUUUCCCGGGCUGGGUGGCCCUGUGGCUUCACACCCGGCACUGCCAGGCCCGGCUGCCCCUGCCCUGUCCUGAAUGCGGCCGUCGCUUCCGACACGCCCCCUUCUUGGCGCUGCACUGCCAGGUCCAUGCCGCUGCCACCCCAGAUCUGGGCUUUGCCUGCCACCUCUGCAGGCAGACCUUCCGAGGCUGGGUUCCCCUGGUUCUGCAUCUACGGGCCCACUCGGCUGCAAAGCGGCCCAUCGCCUGUCCUGAAUGUGAGAGACGCUUCUGGCGACGAAAGCAGCUUCGAGCUCAUGUGCGGAGGUGCCACCCCCCGGCCCCGGAGGCCCGGCCCUUUAUAUGUGGCAACUGUGGCCGGAGCUUUGCCCAGUGGGACCAGCUAGUCGCUCACAAGCGGGUUCACGUAGCCGAGGCCCUGGAGGAGGCAGCAGCCAAGGCUCUCGGGCCUCGGCCUAGGGGCCGCCCGGCGGUGACCGCCCCCCGGCCUGGUGGAGACGCGGUCGACCGCCCGUUCCAGUGUGCCUGCUGCGGCAAGCGCUUUCGGCACAAGCCCAACUUGAUCGCCCACCGCCGUGUGCACACGGGCGAGCGGCCCCACCAGUGCCCCGAAUGCGGGAAGCGCUUCACCAAUAAGCCCUACCUGACCUCACACCGGCGCAUCCACACCGGCGAGAAGCCCUACCCAUGCACGGAGUGCGGGCGCCGCUUCCGCCACAAACCCAACCUGCUGUCCCACAGCAAGAUCCACAAGCGGUCCGAAGGGUCUGCACAGGGCGUCCCCGGCUCGGGGAGCCCCCAGCUUCCGGCCGGCUCCCUGGAGGCCUCGUCCGAGCCCCGCGCCGAGGCCCCGCUGAAACCUGCCCGGGAGCGGGCGCCCGAGCCUCCGCUGGAGGCCCCGGGAGCGCCCCCGCCCGAGCCGGCGGCCGCGCCCCCCUCCCUCUUCAGCUGCGAGGACUGUGGCCGGAGCUUCCGGCUGGAGCGCUUCCUGCGGGCCCACCAGCGGCAGCACACGGGGGAGCGGCCCUUCACCUGCGCCGAGUGCGGGAAGAACUUCGGCAAGAAGACCCACCUGGUGGCGCACUCCCGGGUGCACUCGGGCGAGCGGCCCUUUGCCUGCGAGGAGUGUGGGCGCCGCUUCUCCCAGGGCAGCCACCUGGCGGCCCACCGGCGCGACCACGCCCCCGAGCGGCCCUUCGUCUGCCCGGACUGCGGCAAGGCUUUCCGCCACAAGCCCUACCUGGCGGCCCAUCGGCGCAUCCACACCGGCGAGAAGCCCUACGUCUGCCCAGACUGCGGCAAAGCCUUCAGCCAGAAGUCCAACCUGGUGUCCCAUCGGCGCAUCCACACGGGCGAGCGCCCCUAUGCCUGCCCCGACUGCGACCGGAGCUUCAGCCAGAAGUCCAAUCUCAUCACCCACCGGAAGAGCCACAUCCGGGACGGCGCCUUCUGCUGCGCCAUCUGUGGCCAGACCUUUGACGACGAGGAGAAGCUCCUGGCCCAUCAGAAGAAGCAUGACGUCUGAGCGGGCAGGGGCUGCGGAGGCCGAGGGGGCAGGGCUAGGCGUCAUUUACACGAGAGUGUUGCUGUGGGCCUAGGCUGUGGGGGGCCCGUGUUGCUGCUGGUGUAGGCAAGGGAUGGGAGAGCGGCCGGGGAGCUGGGCCCUGUUAGGGAGGGAGGUCCGGCCCCGGGCGCCAGGGAAACCACUCGCAGAGCAUGGGACUCUGGCCUCCAGCUGGUGUUUGCUAAGGUUCUGCCCCGACUGCCCUGGGCCCCGGAAAAGUAGCAAUAGCAGCUCCACCUACCCCUUAGAGCCCUCCUGCUGGAGGGGCCACCAGGGGCCAGGAAGACCCUUCCCCUCUGGUGUUAACGCCUUAAUGUCCCUGUCUUUUAUUAUGAGUUUCUUCAGCUCAGUUUUUGGAAGUAGGUGUGGUACAGUCCUUAGUAAAUGAGCACUUGGGAGGAAAAGUGGACCAGCUGGAUACACCUGGGAGAACCUGCUGGCCUUGUUAGCGCGCGCCUGGGCCUUUUCCAGCACCGGGAGGUGAGGCCGCGCUGCUCUAACCUGUCCUACCCCGUCCCCUUCCUCCUGCCCCUGCGUAGGCGCCGGGACUCAGGCCCAUCUACUGUCAGCGCUCAGCCCCACUCCCCCUCCCCGAGAUCAAUGCACCACCCUCCCAGCGCUUAGAGCAUCCCCUGGCUGUCAGCAGCCCCGUGUCCAGGCUUUUGUCUGAACACCCCAACCCUCCACUCAUUCCAGAACUCAGCAUGGUGGAAAGGACUGCCCCACUGAUCAUGGAGGGUCGGCUGACAGGCAGAAAGGGGCGAGUUUCCUCUUCUACAUUUCUAGGUUAUGGAUGCCCAGCCUCUGCUUGAACACUUAGGUGACAGGGAGUCUCCCCACCUCCUGAGGCCCUGGUUCUAUUGUAGGAUAAUUCUAAUUGUUAGAAAUUCUUCCUUAUGAUGAAUGGAAUCUGCUUUCCUGUGAUUUCUACCUAUUGGGCCUUGUUCUAUUCUCUGGAAUGAAACAGAACAACCACUUACCCUCCUUUUCAAACUAGAGAAUAAAGAUUUGGUUUUAGAGCU